Molecule: messenger RNA, 1766 nt
Organism: Tetranychus urticae (two-spotted spider mite)
Lineage: Eukaryota; Metazoa; Arthropoda; Arachnida; Trombidiformes; Tetranychidae
Product: WD repeat domain phosphoinositide-interacting protein 1
Molecular function (GO): protein binding
Source: RefSeq, a predicted model, not a curated record
CGUUAACUACCAAUAAUAAAAUGAUUUCAGGAAUGUCUACUUAUAAUUUAUAUCGGCUAAUUUCAUUUGCUGUGACCAACACAUUGCCCCCUCUACUUGAUAUUUGACAUUAAAUUUGAAUAAUUUGUAAGUAUUUAAGCUAAUCUUUACCAACUUGAGAUGAAUUUAUCCUUUAACCAACAUCUAACAUUGUAAGUGUUUUAUUGUUUCCUUUUCUUUAUCUUUUUAUUUGAUUUAUCUUUUAUCUCAUUGAAAUAUCAUCAUCACCAUCAUCUUCUGACCACAAGUAACAUCAGUAACUUUUUUAUUCAUGUUUAAUUUUGUUUUCUAAUUUUAAAUAUUCUCAUCAACAUGUCUGCUGUCUUAGAGGAUCAAUUUAUACGUUGCUUCAAAUUUGAUCAUCAAGAAAAAAAUCUUUGUGUUGGUACAAGAAAUGGGCUUCGCAACAUAAAAUUUUCAAAUCCUUUAGAACUCAGAUGUCAGGCAAAACUGUAUGGAGUAGAAGUCUAUCUCCUCGAAUUAAUGCCAGGCACCAAUGUAAUAGCUUAUGUGACCGAUGAAGAAAGGAACAGACUAUGCUUUUGUAAUUUUAGAGGCGAACUAUACGUUCAUGAACCAAUGUACUAUGCUCGACCUAUUGUUCGCGUUAAAGGGAGUAAAGAACGAGUUAUGGUAGUGGUUGAAGAUACUAUUUUCAUCUACAAUAACAUUGAAAAUUUGAAGCUUAUAAACGAGAUCUCUUUAUCAGGAAUAAUCUCAGAAACCAUUGUUGAUCUUUCUGAGCAUCCAGUAAACAGUUAUGUUGCCUAUCCAAAGUUUGAUAAAGUUGGGCAUUUCAUUCUUGAUGAUUCCGGCGCACCAAGCAAUAAUAAAAACAAAAUUAUUCAAGCCCAUGAUAGUCCACUUGUUGCAAUAACCUUUGAUCCAAAUGGAAGGACCGUGGCAAGUGCUAGUGAACAUGGAAUCCUAAUAAAAGUUCAUCGUGCUUUCAAUGGGGAAUGUGUGUACGAAUUCAAACGAGGAGUAACCUUGAAUAUUACAAUAACUUCACUUUCGUUUUCUAAAGAUGCGAAAUUCCUUUGUGCUAAUGAUACAACAAAUAACUUAAAAAUUUAUAAGUUGGAUUAUUCAGCGUCUAUUGUCAACACAGGAUCAUCCUGGUUUCGGGAAAGGUUCCAGUCACUUGCUGAGUCUAUUUUGCCUGAAAAUGCAUCUAAACUGUUAUUCGACGAAAAUCCAUUUGCUCGUGCCAAAUUACCAGAAAGCAGUGCUUGCAAGUCAAUGUGUACCAUAUAUAGAGAUGAAAAAGGUAUUAGUCAUCUUUUAGUUGUAAAUACGGAUGGUCUUGUAUAUACGUACUCGAUGGAUGCCGCAAAUGGAGGUCAAUGUGAAUUGUUAAAGUCUUUCAGUAUUGCAGCUAACAGAUACGUUGAAAAUGCAGCUGAUACUUGGGUCAUGGUUUGAAUAUAAACUUCAUGGUACGGGACGUUAUGGCUUUGAUCUCAAUGGCACUCAUUCCAAAGAUUUUAUGUUUUUUAAAUUACAUUUUAGGUAAGCUCAUAUCAUUGAAAUUUGUUUAAAGCGAAAUUGAUUGGUCGAAUUGGCGCCAUGAAGACUUGAUUAUAGCGCAAUCCACAUCUUAAAAUCUCUUUUUCUUAAUCUUGUACAUAACCUAUUUGUAAAGCUGAUUUACCAGCCUAUAUAAAGUACAUAUGGAUCCUAAUCAAAACGCAACUUCAAAUAAAUUGUAUACUUGUGCACUGAUA